AUGCCUCGAUCCGAAGCACAUGAAGCACGCAACGCAGCAGUCAGAGAGGGGUUUCGAUCCGUCAAGGACGCACGCGCUGCGAGCGUACCGACAGCUGAUGCGAUUGUAUCGACUUGUGAAACCUUGAAAGUCGCCCAUAAAGUCGAGGACGUCCCUGAUAGCCAAGGUGCAAGGCUGCAUUGGAUUGGGGAUGCCAGUCCUCGUAACACGAUCUUAUAUUUCCAUGGCGGCGGACUCGGUCUGCCUGCGAUCCCCGGCCAUAUCAUCUUUCUCGUGCAGUCUCAGCAAAAGCUUGCUGCCGAUGGAAAGACAUUCUCCAUUGCGUUUCUCGAAUACGGGUUGACUCCGGAGAUCAAGUUUCCUAUCCAGCACAUGCAGGCGGUACAGUCUCUCAAAUAUCUAAUUCAGUCAGGUCGAAAGGCUUCAGAGAUCAUCAUUUCUGGAGACUCUGCCGGAGGAAAUCUGGCACUCGGAGUGCUAUCCGCCACCCGACAUAGUCGAGAAGGGAUCCCCAGUUUGAAUCUCGACACCAACCUUAGAGGCGCGGCUCUGAUCAGCCCAUGGGUUUGUUUGAACUCGAAGAGCGCAUCGGUACAGCAAAACCAGGACAAGGACAUCGUGACGGCAGCGAUCCAAGAUGGAUUGCGAGAAGAACUCAUCACACCGAGCGAAAUGGACGAGUUCGCUGAAGCGAUCCGAGCACCAACGGAGUGGUGGACCGGCAUCCCUGUCGACUCGAUCCUGUCUCUGGCUGGAAGUGAUGAGAUUUUCCGCGACGACAUCGUCACCACCGCCGGAGUAUUGCGCAAGGCUGGCUUGAGGGUGGAGUCCAUAGUGUGUCGUGAUCAGGUCCACAUCGAUUGUGUUCUAGAUGCUCAGUCAGGCUUGGAAGUCGGUGAUAUGUCCUACGCUUACUGGGGUUGGUUGAAAACGACAUUAUAG
Exophiala mesophila is the source of this 942-nucleotide messenger RNA. RefSeq lists its product as uncharacterized. The record is from RefSeq and is a predicted model, not a curated record. The transcript has 4 exons. Bases 1 to 942 code for a protein of 313 amino acids. Lineage: Eukaryota; Fungi; Ascomycota; Eurotiomycetes; Chaetothyriales; Herpotrichiellaceae. Gene Ontology annotation, molecular function: hydrolase activity.